Priapulus caudatus is the source of this 1532-nucleotide messenger RNA. Its product is annotated as zinc finger protein 62 homolog. NCBI's taxonomy places the organism in Eukaryota, Metazoa, Priapulida, Priapulimorpha, Priapulimorphida, Priapulidae. Gene Ontology annotation, molecular function: RNA polymerase II transcription regulatory region sequence-specific DNA binding; DNA-binding transcription factor activity, RNA polymerase II-specific. Gene Ontology annotation, cellular component: nucleus. Gene Ontology annotation, biological process: regulation of transcription by RNA polymerase II. The record is from RefSeq and is a predicted model, not a curated record.
GCUUCGAUUUAAGAAUGUGUUAAAACGUCGUCAUCUCGAUGAGAGAGAUCGAAGGUGUUUUUUUUAUUUUACCACACGCACCAGAUGGCAGCACCGAUGCUUACGGGAGUAUCCAUCGUCUUUACUUGAGUUGAGGUAUGCUAGCGAAUCCAUGAUUUCAUCAGAAGGUUUCUCUCAGUUGGAUAUCCUUGAGGCAAGUUUGUCAGAUUGUAAGCAUAAUGGAGCAAAUGAGGAACGUUGGCCUGAGUGUUGAGGCUUCGCCACAUGGGUUAAGCACUGUAGACAAUCAAUGGAAUGGUCUCAAUUUUUUGGCAGAUAUUUGUGUCCAGCAAAACCCACUAGGGCAAGAGCAGGCAAUCAGCAAUGAAUUGCCUCUGCACUCUCUUACUGGUAAAUCACCAUUCGUUAAAGAAGUAAAGGUGAAGUCACCACUUUUGGCUAAAAAGCAGAUACGGGGAUACCCAAGCGUAGCCAAUAUCAAAAUACCAAACUUAUUAGUAGCAGGUCGUUAUAAGUCACCCGCAGCAAUACUUGCAAGAAGGUCUGCCAGACUAGAACAAUACACGAUUAUUAGUAACACACAAGAAGGAGUGCAACAUGUUACUACAGUUACGACAGGAAACGAGCAAAGCGGUCAAGAUUCCAUUCCACAGGUAAUAUGCCAUUCACCACCCACGGAGGUGGCUGUGCCUGUUUCAGAUGUAUCGGAUGAAAACCAAUCGGAUCGUAAACAUUUUAAGCAUUAUAUGAACGUGAGAACCCUUGUUGAACCAACCUCGAAACCUGACAAAACAGUUCCUCAGCGGUCUGUACGCUCAUCAGACCGUGCCUCCUUGUCACAGAUUGCCUCUAAUACAGGUCAACCUAGCAUUAAGCCAAUGAUAGAGCAAAGUAGAACCGUCGUAGUUGUUCUGAACCGUCUGUCUACGCCAAUAGAUUUCAACGUUGGCAAAUUGUCAUCGACUGUUGAUCUCAAAUCGGAAAGUGAACGUACCUCCAAAUCUGCAGGAAGGAGCGUGACUCAAGCAGCAUCGUAUGAAUGCGGAAUUUGCACGGCAAAGUUCACAGACAUCUGUGACUACAGGGAGCACGAAAAGUCGCAUGAAUCCACUGUUCAACGCAAAAUCCCCGGGCUACCGUACGUUUGCCUACCUUGUGGACGCAGGUUCAGGUCUGAAGCCCAACUUAUGGAUCACGUGACGUUGCACGCCAGCAAUGAACCGUAUGCUUGUGAGAACUGUGGUCGGACGUUUUGCUCCUACAAUUUAUUCAAAGAUCACGAACGAAUGCAUUUUGAGUACCAGUGCCCUAGUUGUCUGGAAAGAUUUGGAACAUCGUCACUCCUAGAUGAGCACUCACAAAGCUGCCCUGCACGAGUUCAGGCAACAGUAGGUAAAGACACCGAAAAUACCGAAGUACCGGCUGACGAAGGUGGACGAAGAGAAAGCGGCGAUGGGAAAUUGUCUCUCAUGUUCAAGUGCCCCAAGUGUUCAGUCUCGUACAAGCGCGCGAAAAGCCUGUGGAAUCACGAA